UCUAAGAAGCGUAGACCUGCUCAACCUAAGCUUCAUCUCCUAGGCAGAACGAUCACUCAAUCGAGGUGUUUUAAGUAUCUUGGGGUUUGGUUUGAUUCCAAAUGUACCUGGAGAGCCCACAUUGAGUAUCUGAAAGGAAAAUGCCAACAAAGAAUCAAUUUUCUCCGAUCAAUCACUGGCACUUGGUGGGGAGCUCACCCAGAAGAUCUUUUAAAAUUGUAUCAAACAACAAUUCUCUCAGUUAUGGAAUAUGGUAGCUUCUGUUUCCAGUCAGCUGCUAAAACUCAUCUCAUCAAACUCGAGCGUAUCCAAUAUCGUUGUCUCCGCAUCGCUUUGGGCUGUAUGCCUUCUACGCAUAAUAUGAGUCUUGAAGUUUUGGCAGGCAUACUCCCACUAAAAGAUCGAUUCAAUUUGUUAUCACUCCGGUUCCUCAUCAGGUGUGAGGUCAUGAACCCAUUGGUGACCGCAAAUUUUGAAAGGCUUCUUGAGCAAAAUCUUCAAACCAGAUUUAUGUCUAUAUACCAUGUCUUCAUGUCCAUGCAGGUUAAUCCUUCUUCAUAUUCUCCAACUCGUGUUUACAUCCCAGACUACGACAACUCUUCUGUCCAGUUUGAUUUGUCUAUGCAGCAAGAAAUUCGUGGAAUCCCUGAUUCACAUCGUCCACUUCUGAUUCCAAGAAUUUUCGAUGCUAAAUAUAGACACGUCGAUGCUGACAAAAUGUACUUUACAGAUGGGUCGCUUAUAGAGGAAUCAACGGGAUUUGGAGUUUUUAACGAAAUAGCUACUGCCUCAUAUAACCUCCAUCCACCAUGCUCGGUAUACAUCGCAGAAUUAGGAGCCAUUUACUGGGCGUUGGACAGCGUCGUUUCAAGGCCAGUAGGACACUACUAUAUUAUAACGGACAGCCUCAGUUCUGUUGAAGCAAUCCGUUCAAUAAGACCAGGAAAGCACUCACCGUAUUUCCUCGGGAAGAUACGGGAAACUCUGAGUGCUUUAUCAAGACGUUGCUUUGCCAUCACCUUCGUUUGGGUCCCCUCACAUUGCUCGAUAUUGGGUAAUGAGAGGGCGGACUCUCUGGCAAAGGUGGGGGCGAUGGAAGGCGACACAUAUCACCGUGAAAUCGUCUUCAACGAAUUUUACUUCAUAGUUCGAAGGAACUCUCUUGUCAACUGGCAGCGCAAAUGGGACGAGGAUGAGUUGGGUCGAUGGCUCCACUCGAUUAUCCCAAAGCAAUUUGUGUAGUUGCGGCCAAGGUUACCAUGACAUCGAGCAUAUUGUUUGGUCGUGCGAGGUCCAUCUUGUCGCUAGAACGAAUUUGAUAGACUCCCUUCGGGCCCGAGGAAAACCACCCUAUGUUCCAGUGAGAGAUGUGCUGGGUGUGAGAGACUUGGACUACAUGUUCGAAAUAUAUCUUUUCCUAAAAGCUAUUGAUCUUCGUCUAUAAUUUCUUCUUAUUUUCAUAUUUCCCUAUCUAUCUUCUUUUUUCUUUAAAAGUGAUCUAGAUAUAAGCACACAAUUGUUAUCAAACAAAACGAGUUUGGCUCCUUAAAGCCUAAA
This is a messenger RNA of Uranotaenia lowii, 1557 nucleotides long. RefSeq lists its product as uncharacterized. The record is from RefSeq and is a predicted model, not a curated record. The coding region runs from base 244 to 1242 and encodes 332 amino acids. The transcript has 2 exons. Gene Ontology annotation, molecular function: RNA-DNA hybrid ribonuclease activity; nucleic acid binding. NCBI's taxonomy places the organism in Eukaryota, Metazoa, Arthropoda, Insecta, Diptera, Culicidae.